Salvia hispanica is the source of this 1886-nucleotide messenger RNA. RefSeq lists its product as uncharacterized. The record is from RefSeq and is a predicted model, not a curated record. Lineage: Eukaryota; Viridiplantae; Streptophyta; Magnoliopsida; Lamiales; Lamiaceae.
GUUGUAAUCCAUUUUCCAAUUUGAAUCUCUCUCUUGGUUAAAUCUAGCAAUCUAGAGCCCCCAAACAAGGCCCAAUAGAGUGGCGCUAAGAACAAUUAGGGUUUCGGUUGUCUUGUUCGGUUGUCAGAGUUAAUUGCAUAAACAAGUCUGAUUUCCACGUGCUUCUGGGGACUCUCCCCUUCACUCUCCAUCCCCCACUUACUUCAAUGCCACUCUCUCUCUCUCUCUCUCUGCACCUCACCUCUUUUGAUCCCUCUCUCUCCAUCCUAAUAUUCCAGAGCUCAGUGUAACGUCCAUGGCCGAAACUCAUCAUCCCAGAUAAAAAAGAUUUGAUUUUUCUUCUCUUGUUUGCGUAGUUUCAAGAAUCCAACACAAUUUCCGGUGGUAAAACCAAACCCCACAUUGCAAGAUUGGAUUUUUCCCAUCUGGGCCAUCGAGAAAGCUUCAAAAAACAGUGCUUUUUCAAGAAAUCGAUCAUCGAGGUUUGGCAAUGGUGAUGGAGGUGGUGCAUGAGGAUAUGGGGGAAGGCAGCAUGCAAUGCACGAACCAUCCGUACAAAAGCAGCACCUCCGGCGGGAUCUGCGCCGCCUGCCUUCAAGAGAAGCUCGGGAAGCUCGUCUCCUCUUCAUUCCCUGUCGCCAUUUUCCCUUCCUCCUCGUCCUCGUCCUCCUCUAGAUCUGAUUUCGCCGCCGGCGACCAGCCCCGCCAGCUCGCCCCCUCCUCCGCCAAAGCUUCCGAGGAUGGGAGCAGCGGCGAGUGCACCUAUUACUCGAGGAGGUCAACAAGAUUGCCCUUUGUUUUGACGCAGAAGAAGAAGAGCAAGAAAGAUGGAGGAGUGGCGGUGGGGGGAUCGGAUUCCGGCAGCAUUGUUUUCAAGAGGUGCAAAUCCACCGCAACUCCCAGAAGAGGUAUGCAUUUCUUGGAUGAAAAUUUCUCUGACGAUUAUAGCCCUCAUAGGAGGGGUUUCUGGUCAUUUCUUUACAUGUCAAAGCAUUCUAGUGUUAAAAAGAGUGAGAAAGAUUCAAACUUUAGCACUGUUGGAUCAUCUUCUGUCAAUGGUGGUGGUGGUGUUGGAAGUAAUAGUGGUGGUGGUGGUGGGAUUAGGCCUAGGGAGAGGAAAGGGGAGGAUUUUGUGGUGGUGGAUGAGAAUGGGACCCCUGAUCAAUCUGCAUAUGAUGGGAAAGUGUCAAGAUCCAGAUCUGUUGGCUGUGGGAGUAGGAGUUUUUCUGGUGAUUUCUUUGAGAGGAUUUCGACCGGGUUUGGCGAUUGUACCCUCCGCCGUGUUGAGUCACAGAGGGAAGGGAAGCCCAAGGUUCAAUCUGUGGAUAGGAUGAAUGGCCAAGAUUGCAUCAAGGAGAGGGUCAGGUGUGGAGGGAUCUUUGGUGGAUUCAUGAUCACCUCGUCCUCCUCUUCGUCCUCGUCUUCCUCGUAUUGGAUUUCAUCCUCUGUGGAGGAGAAUUCGAAGGCGAUUAGGCAUCUCUCGCAUGGGAGGAGCAAGAGCUGGGGUUGGUCUCUUGCAAGUCCAAUGAGGGCUUUUGGUAGCAAGCCUUCUUCUUCUUCUGUCAAGAGGGAUAAUAGUAGUAACAAGAAUGUGACACCUAAUUUGGCUGCAAUUCCUUCUUUACUGGCUGUGAGUGGCUGAGGAGGGAGACAGGGGAAAAGGGUUGGAUUUAGUGAGGUAAUUAGCUGAUAUGUUACUAUACAUUUUCACAUUUCAAGAUUGGUGUUUUCAUGUUGUUGCUGCUACUCUGUUUCUAUCAUGUUGUGAUAUGUUAAUCUUAGUUUACUUUUUUGUUGUAGUUUUCAGCCUGGAGUGUAUUGAAUUCUUCCUUGUAUAUCUAAUGUGAUAUUGGUAUUUGGUAUGAUGAUGAUGAGUUUUGAUUUAA